AAAUAGUGGAUGUGUUAGAUGAUGAAACUAAUUGUACUAUAGAAGUGACUGGUUGUGACCCAGGCACUAAUCCAGAAACAAUAGAGCUGUAUUUUGAUAACAAACGUCGAUCAGGUGGUGGCGAUGUCAGCGAAUGUCGACAGGAAGGUGACAAGUUCUUUGUGACUUUUGAAAAUGAGGAUGCUGUGGGACGUGUAUUGGAACAACCCAUCCAUGUUGUCAAGAACACGACGCUAUUGGUGAAACGAGCAGCAAAGACUGACAUAAAAACUGUUGAAAACGUUGAAGAAAUAGUGGAUGUAUUAGAUGAUGAAACUAAUUGUACUAUAGAAGUGACUGGUUGUGACCCAGGCACUAGUCCAGAAACAAUAGAGCUGUAUUUUGAUAACAAACGUCGAUCUGGUGGUGGCGAUGUCAGCGAAUGUCGACAGGAAGGUGACAAGUUCUUUGUGACUUUUGAAAAUGAGGAUGCUGUGGGGCGUGUAUUGGAACAACCCACCCAUGUUGUCAAGAACACAACGCUAUUGGUGAAACGAGCAGCAAAGACUGACAUAAACACUGUUGAAAACGUUGAAGAAAUAGUGGAUGUAUUAGAUGAUGAAACUAAUUGUACUAUAGAAGUGACUGGUUGUGACCCAGGCACUAUUCCAGAAACAAUAGAGCUGUAUUUUGAUAACAAACGUCGAUCUGGUGGUGGCGAUGUCAGCGAAUGUCGACAGGAAGGUGACAAGUUCUUUGUGACUUUUGAAAAUGAGGAUGCUGUGAGACGUGUAUUGGAACAACCCACCCAUGUUGUCAAGAACACAACGCUAUUGGUAAAACGAGCAGCAAAGACUGACAUAAACACUGUUGAAAACGUUGAAG
This is a messenger RNA of Saccoglossus kowalevskii, 864 nucleotides long. RefSeq names its product protein mono-ADP-ribosyltransferase PARP14-like. NCBI's taxonomy places the organism in Eukaryota, Metazoa, Hemichordata, Enteropneusta, Harrimaniidae. Gene Ontology annotation, cellular component: nucleus; cytoplasm. The record is from RefSeq and is a predicted model, not a curated record. Gene Ontology annotation, molecular function: NAD+ poly-ADP-ribosyltransferase activity; RNA binding; transcription corepressor activity. Gene Ontology annotation, biological process: protein poly-ADP-ribosylation; negative regulation of gene expression.